AUGAUCAACACAGGGAAGUUGGCCGGUUGCACCAUCUUCAUCACUGGUGCGUCUAGAGGAAUCGGCAAAAGCAUUGCCCUCAAGGCUGCUCAAGAUGGAGCUAAUAUUGUGUUGGCGGCUAAAACUGCCGAGCCGCAUCCCAAGCUUCCUGGAACUAUUUAUUCAGCAGCUGAUGAAGUUGAGAAAGCCGGAGGUAAGGCACUACCCUGUGUUGUUGAUGUGAGAGAUGAAAACCAAGUGUCAAGCGCAGUCAAGGUUGCAGUGGAAAAAUUUGGAGGCAUUGAUAUUCUGGUCAACAAUGCCAGUGCCAUUUCUUUAACAGGAACUCUUUCCACGGACAUGAAGAGAUACGACCUAAUGAACAACAUCAAUGCCAGAGGAACUUUCCUUGUGUCCAAAAUGUGCUUACCACAUCUACUAAAGAGCAAAAACCCGCACAUAAUCAACAUCAGUCCUCCACUGAAUAUGCAUCCGAUUUGGUUCAAGAAUCAUUUAGCAUAUACCAUGGCAAAGUAUGGCAUGUCUAUGUGUGUUUUGGGCAUGGCAGAAGAAUUCAAGGACCAAGGAGUUGCUGUUAAUGCUGUAUGGCCCAAAACUGCCAUCCACACAGCAGCCAUAGAAAUGUUAGCAGGACAAGAGUCGAUGAGAACUAGUAGAAAGCCUGAAAUCAUGUCUGAUGCUGUCUAUGCUUUAAUGUGUAAAAAUAGUAAAACUGUAACCGGGCAAUUUCUUGUUGAUGAAGAAAUCUUAAAAAAUGAAGGAAUAACUGAUUUAAAACAGUAUGCUUGUGAUCCAGAAAACGCGGAUAACUUGAUGUUAGACUUCUUCUUGGAUGUAAAUAGCACUGAUACGAGAAUAAUAGGAGCUGCUGCUGAAAAAACUCAGACAACAGCAAGUGUUCAAAAAAUUCCUAGGAUAUUUUCUGCCAUUGAGAAAAAAAUUAAUUCUGAACUUGUUAAUAAAACCGAUGCUGUCUACACCUUCGUUGUUCAAGGUAAUGAACCCGGUACUUGGUAUUUAGAUCUUAAAAAUGGCAGUGGAUCAUGUGGCCAAGGUGAUCCACCUAAAGCACCAGCAGAUGCCACAUUGACCAUGACCUCUGACAAUUUCUUUGACAUGUUUUCGGGAAAAUUGAAACCGGCAACGGCUUUUAUGAUGGGUAAGUUGAAAGUCACUGGUAAUUUCCAAAAAGUCAUGAAGUUGGAAACAAUGAUGAAAAGUUUGAAAGCCAAGCUGUGAAAAAAAACCAUUUAUUGUUUAAAUUUUUAUAUAUUCAUUUAUAAAUAUGUUAAGCAGCUGUUGAAACUUUUUAUAUACUUGUGCAAAAAUUCAAGGUAAGGGCAUAAACAAUAAUGAUAUUAGUAU
Messenger RNA from Copidosoma floridanum, 1365 nucleotides. It is a transcript of the gene Hsdl2, whose product is annotated as Hydroxysteroid dehydrogenase like 2. Gene Ontology annotation, cellular component: mitochondrion. Lineage: Eukaryota; Metazoa; Arthropoda; Insecta; Hymenoptera; Encyrtidae. The record is from RefSeq and is a predicted model, not a curated record.